AUGCUUACGUUGUUUCUUCUUUUAUUUCGAUAUGCCUCAGCUGAGAAAGCACAUUAUGGAAUGACUCCGAAGGGAAACAAUCCCACAUUAUACUCACCUGAAGACUAUGUUAUUCAAUUAGACAUGUCCACUUUCAACGAUACUGUCUUCUGUCAAGGAGACGAUUGUACUGCUCACCUUGUUGAGUUUUACUCCGAUUGGUGUGGGCAUUGUCGUUCCUUCGCGCCCAUUUACAAGGCUCUGGCUAACGAUGUACGGGGAUGGCAAAACGUUGUCCGAAUCGCAGCCAUGAAUUGUGCUGAUCCUCUCAAUGAAGCUGUCUGUAGAGAUAAUGACGUUCAAUAUUUCCCUUACAUUAAGUAUUAUCCAAGAAAUGUAACGGAACCUUUAUCAGGUCCUGCCUUGAAGACUCAUCAGUCAAUCGCAGAAAUGCGAGACGAUCUGACAAAGUUUGUCAUGUACGACUAUGCCUUGAAUCAUUUCGAAGAUUGGCCCACGUUUGACUUCUUGGGAGAUAUCUUAACUUAUGGUGAUCUCUGGCAGGGACGAACAGACUCUGCUCAAUUCAUGGCCAUUGUCUUUGAGAAUCAUCAGUCCAGUUUAACAGGAGCUCAACUUCUCUUGGACUUGAAUAAACAUAAAGACAGACUUGCUGCAAGACGAUGUUUGAGAUACCAUGCUUUGGCAGAAGCGCUGAGAAUAACAGAUUUCCCCUCUCUGGCAAUUUUUAAGAAAGGAGAACGUAAACCUGUUCUAGUCGUCGAGCUUAGGCGUCUACUUUUAACUGAAAUAGAAAACUUCCUGUCUGUAUCUGAUAACGAUCUGCAAAACAUCCAAUUCAGCAGCCGUAAGAACCGAACAGAUCCUUGUGAAGCUGAUCCAGACAAGUGUCAGAAACUGUUCUAUGUCUCUGAGACAGACAUUUUGAAAGCGAUGAGAUAUGCGAUGUAUCGAGAAACGGCGAGAACUGGAGCUCCCUUAGCAGGAAAUAACCUGACAGCCUUGCAUUCCUUUAUGAACUUAUUAGUUGACAAUUUGCCAGUAACUUCUUUUAGUACUAAUCAGACUCAUUUGGAUAGAACUAACAGAGCAGUUCGCGUAUUCGCGCGAUUGCGAGAUUUUCUUGAGUCCAAAGGACUUGAAAGUGAAAUUCCUAUUGAAGACUAUCAAAGAGAGUUCAUAGCAGCUGAGGAAGCUGCUGGACAUCCCUUCCCAAUUUCCUCUGACUGGGAUCACUGUCGAGGAUCAACUCCUCAGUUCCGUGGAUACACAUGCGGACUGUGGACAACAUUCCACACUCUGACCGUGACAGCUUAUAAUAAAGCUAAAGAAUCUCAAGUCGUUGAUUUCCAACCGCUGCCAAUAUUGCAAUCUAUCCGAGAUUGGGUAGGUAACUUCUUUGGAUGUAAUCAUUGUAGAGAUCAUUUCUUAAAAAUGACCACAAGCACAUUCCCAAUGGAAACUCAAGUUAAAACGCCCGAAGAUGUGUUCAUGUAUCUUUGGAGAGCUCAUAAUAUAGUCAACACUCGUCUUCGUGGACGCGAGUCAGAAGACCCUAUGUAUCCCAAAUACCAAUUCCCUGCACCAUUCUUAUGUUCCAAUUGCUCAACGGAAGCGAACUCAGAUGAUUCCCUAGUGAAAGAGUUUUUACUUGAUUACUAUUCAAGCAUCAAACCUGUGUCGUCUUCUCUCUCUUCAGCUCUCCGUUUGAGCGUUUAA
Messenger RNA from Auanema sp. JU1783, 1719 nucleotides. NCBI's taxonomy places the organism in Eukaryota, Metazoa, Nematoda, Chromadorea, Rhabditida, Rhabditidae. The record is from the annotation of a GenBank genome assembly.